AUGUUUAGCAGCAACGUGGACUCGCAGCAGGUCGUCGAGUCAUCAUCCUCCGCUCAAGAAGAAGGCUCUUCUUCUUCUCCAAUGGCCAUUCCGAAUGCCACUACUAUCACCAACAAUUCAUCUCAACAACAAGUAGUAGAAUCUCAACAAGAAUCAUCAUCCCGUACCCGAUCAUCAAGUUUAUUAGCAACCUAUCGUGAACGAAGUGCUUCUACUGCUUCUUCCGAACAUUUACAAUCAUCAUCAAAUCAACAACACCGAUUGGAAGAUCUUACAGAGAAAAUGUUUGAAAAUUUUAUUGAAUUAUUACAAGGAGAGAUGCAGGCUGGAUUCAACGAAUUAGCUUUAUUGCAACAAAUGAAUUUAGCCAUCACAAAGAAAUAUGAAGGUUUGAAUCAAAAAACUGAAGGUGUUCAUGCGAAUUUGAAAAAGAUGAUGCAAUUAUAUGAAAGUUUACAAACCUGUUUUCAAGAAGUUGAUUCCAUUGAUAUUUCUGUGAAUGAAUUAAAUAAUAUUGUAAAUUAUUUAGACACUUAUACCAAACAAUUGGAAUUACAAUUAAAACCUUUUCUUUAA
This is a messenger RNA of Naegleria fowleri, 576 nucleotides long. RefSeq lists its product as uncharacterized. Gene Ontology annotation, molecular function: gamma-tubulin binding. Gene Ontology annotation, cellular component: BLOC-1 complex; gamma-tubulin complex; BORC complex. The record is from RefSeq and is a predicted model, not a curated record. NCBI's taxonomy places the organism in Eukaryota, Heterolobosea, Eutetramitea, Acrasida, Naegleriidae. The coding region runs from base 1 to 576 and encodes 191 amino acids. Gene Ontology annotation, biological process: endosomal transport; lysosome localization. The transcript has a single exon.